Molecule: messenger RNA, 2532 nt
Organism: Plectropomus leopardus (leopard coralgrouper)
Lineage: Eukaryota; Metazoa; Chordata; Actinopteri; Perciformes; Serranidae
Source: RefSeq, a predicted model, not a curated record
AUGUCCUCAAAUUCUCGAGAGUUCCUUAAGUCCCGGAAAUGUCCUGUAAUCCUAGAUGGUUCAUCAUCUUUCGUCUACAAAGCCACUGUGAGUGAAGAAAAAGUUCCCCCUGAGUCGCAAGAGUGGAGCUCCAGUGUGGACCAGGAGGCCCCGCGCAUUAAAGAGGAGCAGGAGGAGCUGUGGAGCAGUCAGGAAGAUCUCACCAAGUUCCCGUUCACUGCUGUCCCUUUGAAGAGUGAGGAUGAGGAAGAGAAACCUCCGUCCUUACUGCUUCAACAAACUGAACACAUGGAAGCAGAUGGAGAGGACUGUGGAGGACCAGAACCGGCCAGGAACUCAGAUCCACAUCCAGAUCCUUAUGACAAGACCGGGAACUCUUCUGAACUAAAGACUUUAGUCAGUGAGACCAGAGAACCAGGUUUAGUCGCCCAGAAAAACAACAAGCGUAUCACUGGAAAGAGGUCGUUCCGCUGCUCCGAGUGUGGUAAACAGUUUAGCCAAAACUCCAAUCUGAAGACACACAUGAGAAUCCACACAGGAGAGAAACCCUUCAGCUGCUUAGUUUGUGGUAAAAGGUUUAUACAGAAGGUUCACCUGACGUACCACAUGGCACGCCACACAGGAGACAAAUUGUACCACUGCAGUGUUUGCGACCAAGGAUUCACCUGGCUUUAUCAGCUCAAAAAUCAUACGUGCAUCUAUCAGCAGUCCGUACUGCUUAACCAAACUGUGGAGAACAAAGAGGACCAUGGAGGACCAGGGGCAACCAGGAACUCUGAUCCAGGCGGGCAUUUCCACCUACGUACUGGGGGCAAGAAUUCCGCAACAAAGACUGUGGAAAGCGAUACGGGAAUGAGUAACGGCAAGAUUGCAUUUCGCUGCUCUGAUUGCGGACAAACAUUUGGCCGCAAGACACUCCUGUGGGAACACAUGAAAUCUCACACAGGAGAGAAACUGUUCAGCUGUUCGGUUUGUAAGAAGAACUUUCCGUGGAGAAAACACUUACAGCGACACAUGAGAAUCCACAUGGAAGAGAAAAAACUGAGCUGCAGUGUAUGUAGCAAAAAGUUCAACUGGGCCUAUCAGCUCAAUCUCCAUCAGUGUGUCGGUGAGUCCUCGCAACAUGGUGCAAACCAAACACACAAUCAGUCAGGGUCAAACACACAGGAAGUCCCUGUCAGAGAGACGGGACACCCUAAGAAAAAGACGUUUCCUUGCCCUCACUGUAGUAAAAUCUUCGGUUACAAGGACUCUCUGCUGAGACACAUCCGAUGCCACACAGGAGAAAAGCCGUUCAGCUGCUCCGUUUGUGGGAGACGAUUUAGGGAGCGGGGAAAUUUGGGACAGCACAUGGUCGUCCACACGCGGGAGAAACCCUUCAGGUGCGUCGUCUGCGGCCAAGGGUUCAGUUGGCGGAAACAGCUCAAAAAACACAAGUGUGACGGCAACAGCAGCAGCGGGAGAUGAGCUGAGUAAAUUUCAGCUAAUUUUCCUGUAACUGAAAGAAAUCAAGCCAAUCUGCUUGGGUUUCUAAGGGUUGAAUGCACGUGUGUCCCUUUGUGUCACGUCUCUAAAUUCUGACCUUUUGCAGUUCCAUGGACGCAGCGCAGGUGGAGCUCUUCGUGAGUUCUCUUUUUCCUCAGCAGCAGUUUGUGAGUUGCGUGUUUGAUAGUUGAUUUGUAGAUCCGUUCAGAGCUGAUCAUAUCAGAUUGAUGGAGAGGAACAGCUGCUGCAGAGGCGAGUUAGACUCAAUUUUGACCCAGCAGAACGAGCGGUUGAGUUUAACUUCUAAUGUGCCUGAUGUUCUACUGCUCCACCUGUGCCCAGAGUAUGCUCUGCGCUCCCACGGUGUGUUGCUAUCAAUAACCGAACAUGCUAAUGAGUGGUACAGCUCCAAAAUCUAUUUAUGGCAGGAGAUGUUUUGAUGGUGGCGGGCUGGAAACCCCGAGUUUAUAGUCUCCGCCUCCCUUCGGUAUUGAUUGAAACACAACACUCAGGGGGGACGUGCUACUUUAGCCCCCUUACUGGCAAAAUGUAAUGAUGCGUCACCACAAAAUACCAUCUUUUCCCACCAAUGCAGUGCUUGAACAUUGAUCCAAAUUAAUCUGCACUGAGUUCGAAAAAGAAUGAUCAAGAAGUGAUAUAUGAAGAGAAGUAACUGCUGUAAAGUCUUCCCAGGCCUCAUUGCUGCUUUCUACUGCUUACUAACCUGUUCUCUGGGCCUGUCCGUGACAUGAAACGUGACACACCAAGAAAAAAAAACAAAAAACCCACACACUGAAAGGCAUGCCCGUCAGCUGCAGAGCAGUGUACACAGCUCUGCUCUACUGGCAUUGGGAAAGGACCACAUACUUAGAAAACUGCCGUGUACACAGCUCUGCUCUACUGGCAAUGGGAAAGGACCACAUACUUAAAAAACGCUGCUGAAGCACAAAGAGGGAAAUGCUUUAUCUGUCUAAAUCUUUAAACCCUGUGAAAACGGGAGUAAGUUUGUUUGGUUUCUUUGAAUGAAUGAGCAACGUAACAAGAAAU